AUGGCUCUCUUCCCUCCAGACAGAGCGCUCCUCUACCCUCAAUUCGAGACUUACCGCCUUCACUCCUUGUCCCCGACCGAGGACGUCCAGGGUCAUCGUCUGCCGGGAUCAGGAACGACCCAGAGUCGGCUCGAGCAUGGUCAGCAUACCUUGUCUUUCAAGGAAACGAGAGAUAGGAUAGGAUGGGAUCAUUUGGCGGUGAAUGAGCAAGGGAGGGGGAUUUACGUUGAUAAGGAGUGGAAUAUUGUAGGAUUUGAGCUGGAUGACAAUCUCAUACCUUCUUUCUCUGUUCUCGCCACCCUCCCCACACCCAUAUCAUCCUCCUCCGCCCCUGCCCCUGAAUACCCCUCCACCAUCGCCAUCCACCCAAACCUCUGGGCCAUCUCCUCCGGCGCUGGCGACCUGCACCUCCUCUGUACUUCCGAUCCCACCUCAUCCUGUACACUCAGCUCCACCUUUACACUUUCCGGCGGAUCCGGCGGUCCAUUCCUCAUUCGCGCCGCCCGUGCUGAGUCGGACUCUAUCAGUCUGCUCUUGUCCCGCUCGGUCAUAGGUCCAGAGGAGGGCAAAAGCCGAACAACCAAGCGGACCUUUGAGCUGCUCGAGGUUGUCAUAGACCUGUCGUCAGCGGAGCAUACGUCGGAGCUGGAUGUACGGUGGCGAAUUCAGGCGGGAGAUCUGCCGGUGUAUACCGCGUGGACGGACGCGGGAUGGAUGGUACUUUCCGGCGAGACGUAUGGGAAUAGCAAGACGGAGGAGGCCUUGAACGAGGUGGAGAAGGAGAAGAGGGAGCGGGAUGCGAGGAUAGCCAAGCUGGGCCUCGGAGCAAGUCUACCGCAAGGGGAGCAGAGCGUCCCGGUCCCUCCAUCAGAACCGGCGCGAAUAUCCACCCCACCUCCGGACCAGCCUCUCACCUGGACUCAGACGGGCGAGUCGGCAUCUAUCCGCAUACCCUUCGCAGCGGGGACAGUCCGGUCCGACAUCGUCAUCUCCCUCCAUCCCACAUCUAUCAACCUCUCCGUCAAGGGGGUUCCGGCUGCGGCACAGCCAGAACCCCUACAGCAAUUCCUCCGCCAUACCGAACGGAGCUGGUGGGCCGAGAUCGACCCCGAUCUCUCCUCCUUCUCUUACGACUCCUCAUCCUCCACCCUCGAUAUCGAUCUCGCAAAACAGGACGGUGAGCACCGCUGGCCCUCCCUCUUCCUCCCCUCGUCCGACGACGACGAUGCCGAGAUCCCCGAGACCCUCUCUUCGGACGUCCUCGCAUCCGUCAGGCAGACAUUCGACUCUAUCCGCACUCGCGCGCCAGACGAGCCAGCGGGGAACCAUCCCGCGAUCCCGUCUCUGCUCAGAGAAGAGAUGGACUUUGAUAUGGAGGACGGAGAAGACUUUGAGGAUCGCGCGGCGGGAGCGAUGGGCGAUGGAGGUGGCAAAGUGGGUAGAGAGGUGUUUGUGGGGAUUCUGAGGGAUGGGAAGGCGGAAUGGAGCACAGCGAGCGUGACGGUCGUCUCCCUGCCUCUGCAGUCUGGGGGACGAGGGAACGGGAUGGAGGGGGUGAUUGUCAAAUCGGCGGUGGAUGGGUUAUUGUUCACUCCUUCGGCGGACCUGGUCGGCUCGCCGUGGACACACCAGGCAACAAUCCCGGCGCUCGCCUUUGUCCUCUCGUCAAAAAGGGACAUUCGGCUCGUUCGGCAUCUCACACCACUCCACGAUCCGGCCGCACCCCCAUCGCCAAAGAAGGCAAAGACGGAUCUAGACACUGCCCAGCAUCCAACGGUACUAGCGUUCGAUUCGGGCUCGUCCUCGGCAGGUCAGGGUAACGUGUAUGUCUACUACCCGCCAACGGGUAAGACGACGUCAAAGCAGGGGGUGGUACGCGUCAGUGGGUUAGAAAGAGGGGCGGCGCUAGGAGUGGCGAGGAUCAGGAAGAACGGAAAGGAUGUGGUGUUGGUGUUGUGUGAGAAGGAGCUGGUCGUGCUGUCUGGGGUCUUGUAG
Molecule: messenger RNA, 1995 nt
Organism: Dioszegia hungarica
Lineage: Eukaryota; Fungi; Basidiomycota; Tremellomycetes; Tremellales; Bulleribasidiaceae
Exons: 2
Coding region: 1-1995 (664 amino acids)
Source: RefSeq, a predicted model, not a curated record